Molecule: messenger RNA, 450 nt
Organism: Fibroporia radiculosa
Lineage: Eukaryota; Fungi; Basidiomycota; Agaricomycetes; Polyporales; Fibroporiaceae
Exons: 2
Coding region: 1-450 (149 amino acids)
Source: RefSeq, a predicted model, not a curated record
AUGCCGCGCCCCUCAGAGUUUUCUCUUCGUCUGCAACACGGCAUUACAGGCGGCUUCGCUCCCCCAACUGCUAGCGCGAUAUAUACCAUCACUGCAUCCCCCUCGCAGCCGAUGUUGCAAAUUGGCACGGCCAUCCGUCCCGAUGGGACUCCUUCUCUUCAGGAUGCAUCGAUCAAAUCGCUGUCCAGCUCUGACGAAAGCGUGAAUACUCUACUCGAAGAACUACACACCAUUCUUCAAUCCCUCCCGACCGAAUAUCCACCAGGUAGCGAAGAUAUAUAUGGCAUGGACACGAGCAUUGCAUACGGCAGUAAAGAUCUUACUUGGAUGAACGGAGGCCCUCAAGGUUGUGGGACUGGACAGAGCGAGAGGAAGGCAACCGAGGCGGAGAGAGCAAAGUUUGGAAGAGCAGUCUCGAUCGUAAAUGAGCUCGUCGAGAAGGCAUCGUGA